Molecule: messenger RNA, 1894 nt
Organism: Linum trigynum
Lineage: Eukaryota; Viridiplantae; Streptophyta; Magnoliopsida; Malpighiales; Linaceae
Source: the annotation of a GenBank genome assembly
AAAGAGAUUCUGGUAAAGGCAGCCGCCUAUUCUCUACUCUUUUUUACUUGCCUGCACUUCGAACUUGCUGUUUCUGAUUCAUUCCUUCUUCCCCUCCCAGCCAUUUCCAGAAGCUCGGAACCACUUGGACUUCCCUCUCCCCCAGCCUAGGGUUUUCCGCUUUCCGUUUUUUUUCAAUGGAUUCCUCGUGAUUGUUUUUCGCCCAGUUUUCCGCAAUGGCGGCGGCCACUUCCGGAGGUUUCACGGCUCACACUGCUCAGCUAGAUUUCGAACUCGGCCGACACCUCAUCGGCAUUUCUCCGUUCGUCGAUGGCAGCUCCAUGAGGAAGGCGGCGAAGAAGAAGAGCAGCAGAGUCUGCGUACAAGCAGCAGCUGGCUACCGGCGGCCUCCUCCGGUUAGCACAGUCUCCUGUUGCUGCUCUGACUCGGUCGGUCCGAUUCGGCGGAGGGCCACCGGCUCACGUAGCGGCGGGCACACAGCCGAGGAGAAUUGUCCUCGCAAGCUGAGGAUCAGAGCUACAAGUCCCGCAUUGCUGUUCGCUUCCCCUCAGUCUCGCUUCGUCUACAAGCAAGAGAAGUUUUAUCCUCGUUGUACCCCCAAAAACUCUGGCCCGCAGUCUAGAGAUACUCCGCCACAAAGAGAUACUGGGAUUGCAAAUGAGAAAGACUGGGGGAUCAACCUAAAAAACGAAAUUGUUAAUGAAUCUGGGACUAAUGAAGAUGGCAGUACUUGGUACCGGGAAAGUGGGGAAGACUUGGGAGAAAAGGGUUACAGAUGUAGAUGGACGACCAUGGGAGGCAAAUCACAGGAUGGUUCAUCACAAUGGAAAGAAACGUGGUGGGAGAAAAGUGAUUGGACUGGUUAUAAGGAGCUUGGUGUGGAGAAAUCAGGAAAGAACGUUGAAGGGGAUUCUUGGUGGGAAACAUGGCAAGAGGUGCAUCACCAAGAUGAAUGGAGUAAUUUGGCGAGAAUAGAGAGGAGCGCACAGAAGCAAGCUAAAUCAGGCACUGGAAAUGCUGGAUGGUUUGAGAAAUGGUGGGAGAAAUAUGAUGCUAAGGGGUGGGCUGAGAAAGGAGCUCACAAAUAUGGUAGACUGAAUGAGCAGUCAUGGUGGGAGAAGUGGGGAGAACAUUACGACGGAAGAGGAUCCGUUCUCAAAUGGACAGAUAAAUGGGCCGAGACUGAACUGGGAACUAGGUGGGGAGACAAGUGGGAGGAGAAGUUCUUUGCUGGUAUAGGCGCACGGCAAGGAGAAACUUGGCAUGUUUCCCCAAAUGAAGAACGGUGGACAAGGACAUGGGGGGAGGAACACUUUGGAAAUAGCAAAGUUCACAAGUACGGAAGAAGCACCACGGGUGAGUCCUGGGACAUUGUUGUAGAUGAGGAGACCUAUUGCGAGGCUGAACCUCACUAUGGAUGGGCCGACGUGGUGGGCGACUCUUCCCAGCUACUGUCGAUACAGCCUCGAGAUCGACCACCUGGUGUUUACCCAGAGCUCGAUUUCGGACCUUCUUCUUCUUCGUCGUCUUCUUCUUAUUCAUCACCUCCAAGACCAGGUGAUUCACCAGACGUUCCUCCUCUUCCUCCUUCAUCACAGUGAACCCAGCGCCCGAUAUUUUCCUUCCUUUUUGAUUCGAUCUAUGAUCCGGUUUUCUUUAUUUGUCUCUUCUUUCUUCUUCUGCUGUCGCUCAUUGUUAGCCUGGACAUUUUUCUGUGUAAGAUAGGAACAUUUUUAUACAGAACUCCAGCUUAGGUUCCAUUUAUUUAUUCUUUGGAUGACAAGAUGGCAUCCUCUGUUGGCCUCUUUCCCUCCCUUCCCCCCUCUUCUUAGCUCUCGUUGGUUCGUUACAAGUUAGGUACAUUUGCUUCGUUCCAUAAAUCUUAAUUGCAAGC